UCGGAUCAUUGUUUCAGUUACUCGAGAACGAGCAAUAUGAGCGGAAGUCAAUUUCUUCACGCCCUGGGACGAACGCUGGGAUUGGGUAGGAAGCAGCUGAAGGUCGAUAGCCGACAUGUGGUGAUCAUCACGGGAUGCGAUUCGGGAUUGGGCCACUCCAUGGCCGUAUACUGCCAUGAUUCGCUUCACAUGACAGUGGUUUCCUGCUGCCACAAUCUCAAAUCCGAUGGAGCCAAACUACUGCAAGCUUUAAACUCAUCCGAGGAUGGGCUGAGUAGGAUGCACACUCUGGAACUUGACCUUUUGGAGCCCGAUUCGAUACGCCAUGUUCACUGCCAACUCAGGGAUAUACUCACCAAAGAUCAAAGAUAUCGGUUAACAGCCCUGAUAAACAAUGCGGGAGUUAUGUGUUUUGGGGAAUUCGAAUGGCAGUUACCUGAGCAAAUAGAAACGCAGAUCAACUGCAACCUACUCGGCACAAUGAGGUUAACGCGUGAAUUGCUUCCUCUGCUCCGCCAGCAGCAGGGCAGGAUCAUCAACGUGACCAGUCACUGUGGACUGCAGGCUCUUCCUGCCCUGGGUCCUUACGCCGCCUCCAAGGCCGCCUUGCGCUUUUGGACAGAUGCCCUACGAGUGGAACUCCAGCAAUACGGCAUGGAGGUGGUCAACUUUAUACCAGGUUCCUUCGUUUUGGACAGCAACAUUGCAGCCAGGCAGCAGCAACACGCUGAGAAGAUGCGAAAGGCCUUCAACCAAGAGCAACAUGCUCUAUACGACACCUACUUUGAGGCCUUUAAUGGUUACCUAAAAGUCCUAAGCGGCUUCAAGCCACCCAAUCGCCUAAAGAACGAUUCGCUGCUGGCCAAAUUCAACGAUGCCUUGACCAGCUCACAACCUUUAGCAUUGUACAUCGAGGAGCCCCGACGAUAUCGCUUCUACCGUUGGCUCUUUUCGAUUUGUCCCACUCCACUGGUGGAUUGGCUAACCCUGCGCUUCUGCGCCAUGCCCACCUACGAGUCCACAAACAGACAGAAAAAGAUUUAGGUUAAUUCGUAGUCUAUACAUAUUAAAUUUACAAUUGUAGCACAUUGGAAUACUUGGCUAAGGGCUGUGGCAAAUAAAUCGAGCUGAAUCCAGGGAAUGGAAAACGGCAAAGACGA
This is a messenger RNA of Drosophila rhopaloa, 1160 nucleotides long. RefSeq names its product D-beta-hydroxybutyrate dehydrogenase, mitochondrial (gene sro). The coding region runs from base 37 to 1044 and encodes 335 amino acids. NCBI's taxonomy places the organism in Eukaryota, Metazoa, Arthropoda, Insecta, Diptera, Drosophilidae. The record is from RefSeq and is a predicted model, not a curated record. The transcript is spliced from 2 exons. Gene Ontology annotation, molecular function: oxidoreductase activity.